AUGAUAUUGUAGUUUACGUUUUUACAUCCAUCGCACAGAUGACGUUAAUUACAAAAAUCGAUGAAUACGCGUAAUUUACAUAAUCGAUUUAUUAAAAAUCGAUUUUUAUUAUCAAAAAAAUCGACUUUUCAAAAUCGAUAAUAAGACAAAAUAAUCGAAAUGAAAAUCAAUUAUUUUUUCACAUCCCUAGUUUUAUCUACGUUCUACGUUCCUUCGGGCUUCGGGCAACCUUCGGCCAAGAAAAUGACUUCGGAGGUUUAAAAAAGUAAAAAAAAAAACUAUCAAUUGAUCUGCAUUGCAAAUUAGAAGUCUAAAAUUUUUGCAAUGUUUCGAUCGGUUAUUGUUAAAGGCCGUGGAAGUUAUGCGCAAUCUAGAAUAAAGGAAUUUAUUCGGACAAAAGUAGUUAAACCCAGUUCUAUCUUGAAUCCUGCGGAAAAAAUAAAAUUGUAUCACAAGGAGAACAAGGAACUUUUCGGACCAUUGUUGGAUAAGAAAAUACCAAAGAAAACGCGUACACCAAAAACUGCUAAAAAUAGCAAGACGUCGCAUCAAAACAACGAAACGACAGUAUCUAGUGAAAAUACGCAGAAAUUCAGUGCUUCAGGAAAUCCGCUUCAGAAGCUGUGUCUUUUAACUAGCAAUAGAUCAAUAGACAUUUUAAAAAUUAGGAUGUGGCAGAAGUCAAAGAUUUGUUUUAACUAUGCUGCAGUAUUACUAAACAAUAACACUGUAAGGGGAAUUAAAACAAUUGCUGUGAGUAAUGCUGCUAGAAGCUCCCCUGCAGAACCAGGUUAUGCAAGUGAAGACAAGAUUCUGCAGAUCAAACAACACCAAAAUGAUUUUGCCAAGCAAUAUCCAUCUGUCACAUUAAUCUUGAACAAAACCAUGACUGAUGAAUCACGAGCCGCUCUAGAAAAAUGGAAACAGGAAAGAAUUGCAGAAAUGGGUUUAGAAGAAUUUAACAAAUUUUAUGAAGCACAAAUGGCAGUGGGGACAAAGUUUCAUAGUACAUUGAAGAACUAUUUUACACAGCCCCAAACUCAGUUACGCAUCGAAAAAGAAGUGGAAGGAGUGUGGGUGUCAGUUGCCGAUGUUUUAAAAAGGAUAUCUUCACCCAAGGCCAUAGAGUCUAAUGUUGUACAUCCCGUUUUGAAAUAUAGGGGAAUAAUUGAUGCUAUUGCAGAUUAUGAAGAUAAGCCAACAUUAAUAGAAUGGAAGAAAUCAGAUAAGCCACGGAAAUCAAUAGCACUAACAUAUGACAACCCUGUCCAGUUGGCGGCAUACUUUGGGGCUGUAUGUAACGAUCUGAACUACAAACAUUUAAAUGUAAAGGAUGCCUUACUAGUAAUAGCAUACACAGAUGGGUCUAAGGCUGAUGUCUAUUACUUAUCAACGGAUAAGCUAAGAGAGCAUUGGGCCCAGUGGUUAAUAAGACUGGAAGAAUAUAUGAAAAAGUAUAAUAAUGAUUCUGAGAAGAUAUUAAAAGGUGGCAAAAGAGUAUUCGAAGAGGAAAUCGGGAAGCUCUAAUUAUGGUCACAAUGGGAAUUAAUAGAAAGCAGGAAAAUAUGAAUAUAAAGCCAAAAUAUUGCUUAAGAUUCUAAUACAAGUUUGAGGUUUUUGUUAAUGGUGGAAAUAUAGGGUGGAAAGUGUAUGUAGAUAAACUUGUGAUUGUUAUUAUUGCAGAGAAUUCAAUGUCUAUGAAAUAUUAGCAUUACCGAAAUAUAAAAGACCUUUUCAUCAUAAUAUUUCAUAUUACAAUUAUCAAUUUUUGAGUUCGUUACUAUUAUUAUUAAAGAUGGCUACGUUCCUUUUAAUAUAUGCUUACUGCAAUAUGCUUAUAAUAAUAGUCAAAUAGAUCUACAUAAUAUAAUGUGUCUGUUGACAAUACUGGCAUUGUAUUUUUUGAAUACAUUAUUUAGCUGAUAUGUAUUGAAGCACUCAAAAAGUCAGUGUAUUGUAGCUCAAAACAGUGGAAGAAAUUGUAUUAAUAAUUAUAAUUAGUUUGACACUUUUGGACAUCUGGAUUUUAUUUCAGUUCAACAAAUCUUCGACAAACAAUUAAAACUCUUAAAUUAUGUCACAUUUGUAAUUAUUAAUGGCCUUUACACCAAUGACAGAUAGUUUCUUAAAUAUAUGACGGAUAAAUUGGAAUAGUAACUAUUAUUAUUUAAAAUUUAAAUCUAUACAUAUAAUAAAUCUGUAGAAAAAUUGUAUGUUCACGAUUCACGCAGAAAGUACUGUACACAUUUCCAUGUCAUUUUGUAUGUAGACAGUAAAUGACCGUGUAUAACAUAUAGGCAAAUUUUAUCCGUUUACGGAAGAGUAAAAGAAAAGAGAUGAAAUUCUAAUUUUUUAGUUUAUUGUCAUUAUGGCUGCUGAUGUUACUAUUAGUCAAUACAAUACAAUACAAACACUCACGCCUGUCUCCCAGAGGGGUAGGCAGAGACUACGGACUUCCAUUUGGCACGAUCCUGACACACCUCUCGCCUCCUUUACAUCCAUAUAUCUACGCAUACACGUUGAUUGGUGAAGGGUACUCAUAAUCUGGCCCAUUUUUAAUGUAUCGCCGAUUUGGUCGAUAAACCUUCGUCUAGGGCGUCCCUUCCCGACCCUGGAUUUAGCUAUACGUAUAAAAAAUCUAUAGGAAAGUGUGUAUAUGAAAAUAAACUCAUCGGGCCAUCAACCAGAAAGGGCAAAAUAACGUCUGUCGGACCAGCUAGUUAAUUAUAAACCCAAGAGUUUUACUUGUCUACUGAUGAUGAACGAUGUUAAUGGUUAUAGAAAAAUAAUCAAAAACUAAAAUUAAAAUUUGCAAAAAAAAAAAGAAACGUAAUCAAUGAGCUUUACUUUUCGGUGGACUUUUUUUUUUAUAAUUUUUAUUAGAAUUUUUGUUUAUUUUUUUGUUUUUAAAUCGUUAAUAGUAAUUUAAUAAAACUAACCAAAGCUUUGUUUUUAAUUUCGUAAGAUGUUUGAAAUGGAUUAAAUACUAGUCUUCUAUUACAAUGAUACCUCAGAAAUGCCUAUAAGAAUAAGAAAGGACACUUGAUUGUUGUAUAUCGUAUAGUUGCGGAAAAUUCUUAAGUGUUAAAAGUAAAGAAAAUCAUCACACAUUAAAAAGGCAUCCAAAUCUCAAUAGUUAUAUAGAUUUCAUCGGAUUGAUUUUGUAAAAUCUUAUUUUAGUUUUAUUACUUUAGCGAUUCUAUAAAAUCUCAACUUUUCUUUUAGUUAGGAUCUUUGUUUUCUGCUGAUUUGUCUCCAUAAUAAGAUUAGAACCUUGAUGACUCGUUAAAACGAGAGACUCCUCGACACUUACAAAUGAAAAUACAUUUCAAGGUAUACGUAAUGUUGUCUAAGUAAUUAGAGAAAUAUGAGAGUUUAGAUUUUAUAUAUUAUUAUUGUUAAGAAAUUAGUUACAUAAUUUCAUGUUAUAUUUCUAAGGCUGCUUCCUCAAAAUUAUAUGAUUCAAAGUAUUGUUAGAUUUCUUUAAUUUGUACUCUUGUGCGUACGAUACGGAACUUAUAGAGUUGUCUUGAAAUUAAACUUUUUUAAAUAUUU
Parnassius mnemosyne (clouded apollo) is the source of this 3555-nucleotide messenger RNA. NCBI's taxonomy places the organism in Eukaryota, Metazoa, Arthropoda, Insecta, Lepidoptera, Papilionidae. The record is from the annotation of a GenBank genome assembly.